Molecule: messenger RNA, 4199 nt
Organism: Rattus norvegicus (Norway rat)
Lineage: Eukaryota; Metazoa; Chordata; Mammalia; Rodentia; Muridae
Gene: Ppp3ca
Product: protein phosphatase 3 catalytic subunit alpha
Biological process (GO): regulation of insulin secretion; calcineurin-mediated signaling
Cellular component (GO): Z disc; dendritic spine; cytoplasm
Molecular function (GO): calmodulin-dependent protein phosphatase activity; calcium-dependent protein serine/threonine phosphatase activity; protein serine/threonine phosphatase activity
Source: RefSeq, a predicted model, not a curated record
AAGGGGAGGAGGCGGAGGCGGGCGCGGUGGUGGCGGCGGCCGGCGCGGCGGCGAAGGCGAGGUUGUGCCCCGGACUGUGUCCACCGAGCUCAGCGGCUCUUUCCUGUGCGUGGAGAAGCAGCGGCGCCGCGAGGCAGAGGAGGAUCGCGGACGAGCGCGGCGGCGGGACGUCUACGGCUGCCGCGGCCCCGGCGGCGCCCGGCGACAAUCGGCGUGGGGAAGCUGCGGCGGCCGCAGCGGCAGCCGCCUCUCCACCACCGGGAAGCCGAGGCGCGGCUGGCGGCGCUGACAUCCGCGGCCCUGCCUCUCCUCCCUCGCCCCCGGCCCUCCCCAUGUGAUCGGUCUUAAUCCCGACCGUGUGCGCGCGUGGGGGCUCCAUUGCGCGGCGCCCGGUGUCGGUGCCGGGGUGGGUGCUCGCGUGCGCUUCUCCUCCCCAUCCCCCGCCCCGUCCCCAAGAAUAAAAGAAGAACCGGGAGGCGUGCUCAGAAAAUAAAUAAAUAACCAGCACACACGCGCAGCCCGGAGCGAGGCGGCGGGGCUGGUGGCGGCGGAGGAGGAGUGAAGGCGGCGGCGGCGGAGGAGGGACGCGCGGAGCCGGCAGUAACUUUCGAGCCAGCCCAGAGCCCGGAGCUCCAGCCGAGCGGUUUGCAGCGCGGCGGCGGCGGCGCUGAGUGUCUGGCCCGCCGGUGCGGUCGGGGUGUGCAGUCGGACGGGACCAGCAGCGCGUCGCUGUCCCCCCCUCCCGGUGACUGGAGAUGUCCGAGCCCAAGGCGAUUGAUCCCAAGUUGUCGACUACCGACAGGGUGGUGAAAGGUAAGCGCAGCGCCGCGGCGGCCCGGGGUGCACCGAGUGCCGCAGGCGACCGUCCGCCCCUCCCCCGCCCCGGUUGUCCCUCUCCAGCUAGCGCCGGGGACCUUCUAGGAUCUCCUGCAAGAGGCGAUCCCCUCCUCCGCCGCGCCCUGCCCCCACACCGCCCACCCGGCCCUAAUGGGGGCUUUUAUUUAUCCGUUCCAUUUCCGCCAAGUCACCGGCUGACAGCAAAGGAAGUGUUUGAUAACGAUGGGAAGCCUCGUGUGGAUAUCUUAAAAGCACAUCUCAUGAAGGAAGGCAGGCUGGAAGAAAGUGUCGCGUUGAGAAUAAUAACAGAGGGUGCUUCGAUUCUCCGACAGGAAAAAAACUUGCUGGAUAUUGAUGCCCCAGUCACAGUUUGCGGGGACAUCCAUGGACAAUUCUUUGACUUGAUGAAGCUCUUUGAAGUGGGAGGAUCUCCUGCCAACACUCGCUACCUCUUCUUAGGGGACUAUGUUGACAGAGGGUACUUCAGUAUCGAAUGUGUGCUGUAUUUGUGGGCCUUGAAAAUUCUUUACCCCAAAACACUGUUUUUACUUCGUGGAAACCAUGAAUGUAGGCACCUAACAGAGUAUUUCACGUUUAAACAAGAAUGUAAAAUAAAGUAUUCAGAACGCGUUUAUGACGCCUGUAUGGAUGCCUUCGACUGCCUUCCCCUGGCUGCGCUGAUGAACCAACAAUUCCUGUGUGUACACGGUGGUUUGUCUCCAGAGAUUAACACUCUAGAUGACAUCAGAAAAUUAGACCGAUUCAAAGAACCACCUGCUUAUGGGCCUAUGUGUGACAUCUUGUGGUCAGACCCCCUGGAGGACUUUGGAAAUGAGAAGACUCAGGAACAUUUCACUCACAACACAGUCAGGGGUUGUUCGUACUUCUACAGUUACCCGGCUGUAUGUGACUUCCUGCAGCACAAUAAUUUGUUGUCCAUACUCCGAGCCCACGAAGCCCAGGACGCAGGGUACCGCAUGUACAGGAAAAGCCAAACAACUGGCUUCCCGUCUCUAAUUACGAUCUUCUCGGCACCAAAUUACUUAGAUGUGUACAAUAAUAAAGCUGCAGUGUUGAAGUACGAGAACAACGUGAUGAACAUCAGGCAGUUCAACUGCUCCCCCCAUCCGUACUGGCUCCCAAAUUUCAUGGAUGUUUUCACCUGGUCGCUGCCAUUUGUUGGGGAGAAAGUGACUGAGAUGCUGGUAAACGUCCUGAACAUCUGCUCAGAUGAUGAACUGGGGUCAGAAGAAGAUGGAUUUGACGGAGCCACGGCUGCAGCCCGGAAGGAGGUCAUCAGGAACAAGAUCCGAGCAAUAGGCAAAAUGGCCAGAGUAUUCUCAGUUCUCAGAGAAGAGAGUGAGAGCGUUCUAACUCUGAAGGGCCUGACCCCGACUGGCAUGCUCCCCAGCGGAGUGCUCUCUGGCGGGAAACAAACUCUGCAAAGCGCUACUGUUGAGGCCAUUGAGGCUGAUGAAGCCAUCAAAGGAUUCUCACCACAACAUAAGAUUACCAGCUUCGAGGAGGCCAAGGGCUUAGACCGAAUUAACGAGAGGAUGCCGCCUCGCAGAGACGCCAUGCCUUCCGACGCCAACCUUAACUCCAUCAACAAGGCUCUCGCCUCAGAGACUAACGGCACAGACAGCAACGGCAGUAAUAGCAGCAAUAUUCAGUGACCACUUCCUGUUCACUUUUUUUUUUUUUGAGCUGCAGGGCAUGAUGGGUUUGCUGCAUCUCAGCAGUUGGAUGUUCUUGCCUCUGACGGUAGCUUGUUUGCUCUGGGGGGGCCAGGAAUUGGAUUCAGUUUACACUAUCAUGAAAAAAAAAAAGAGGGAGAGAGAGAGAGAUAAUAAAACUAUAUUUUGGUGAGGGUGGUGAUUAAACACCUCUUUUGGGUAUGCCUUUAAAAAUGCUUCUAGGAAAAAAAAAGUUUUAAAAAGAAAGCUAAUGCUAGUCUAUACUUCAAUGUUAGGGGAAUGAACACGUUUUCCUAGCGCACUGGGGACUUUUAGAUAGGUUAAUGAAAGGCCUUUUAUUCUGUUACUGGACACGAAAACUUUGUCUAAUUUCUUAUACUCUAUUGUACGUUUACAGUCGCAGCACUAAAAAUGGAUGACAUCAAACAUUUUUAAACAGAAAAAAAAGAUGUACAAACUAAAUAAGGACUAUUUAUUGAUAAUGUUUUGCUACUCUUGUCAGACAAUGGCUAUAAACUGAAUUAGGCAGUCUUAAAAAAAAUAAAAAAAAAAUAAAAAAAAAACCUGGGGGGAAAAAAGAAUGUUGCAAAUUUGUUUAAAUGACAAAAAAAAAAAAAAGGAAAAAAAGAAAACAGAAAAAAAAAAGGACAGUUUAAUUUUGUAUAGCUCAUGCUUACCUCAGGAUUCUUUAGUUUGCUUGAAUGCCCUUCUUUCCAUAGAACAUUCUUAAUUUGGCAGUGAAUACAUUUUCUUUAAGUUUAAAAAAGAAAAGAAAAGAAACUGGAAUAAUUAUACCCACCUUUUUUUGAUGUUUAUAUUUAGGGGUUUUGUUGAUAAAUCAAGUCUUGGUUGUGGCUUGCUGAAUUCAAUAUUUAUGAGUGGUGCAUUUUUAAGUAUAGUGAACGCGAACCAUAGUGCGGUGAUGAAGCCCUCGAUAUUCUGUAAAAAACAAAAACAAAAAAAAAAAUCUGCCUAUGCAUGUUUUUUAAGAAAAAAAAACUAAAAUAAAAUGGCUGUCUCGGCCUGUAUGGGACUGCAAUGCGCUUCGCGGCCUGACAUAUACUGGAAAUGUAUUAGACUGGCAUUCUUUAUAUUCUCUUAAUUGCUUAAUGCCUUUGAAAUUUUGUAAUCAAAACAAAAGCUUUGAAAAAAUCUAAAGGGGAGAGUAUUCUUAAAAGUUUUUAACAUAAGCUUGUCAGUGCACACAUAGAUGGUCGGCAUGUUUAGCAAACUUUGUGAAAUUUAAAUAAGUUUGUAGUUACAUGUGAAACUCUAAAUGCAUGGUAACCGUUGAUGUCAUAACAGUUUAGUUAUUUCGUUCUGUUCUGUCAUGUGCCACAAAAUACGUACUUUUUUUCACCUUUUUUUUGUUUUUUUGGUUUUUUGUUUUUUUGUUUUUUUUUGUUUUUUUUGUUUUUUUGCCCUUUGUAUAUUAGUUGAGGUUACAACUGGUUCAUUCUGAAAACAACGACGACAAACAGCAAAAAAGUCCAUUCAUAUUUUUUAACAAUUGUAUAAGUGCCCAAGUCAUUCACUACACCCUCAAGCCUUGCCUUUGUAAUUUGACUUCUGAAAUGUCGGCGAUCAAAGCAUGCACCUGUACCAAUGACAAAAGAAAAAGCAUUUUAUAUUACUACUCAAUAAAAUGUGCAUGAACUUAAAGAA